Ficedula albicollis (Collared flycatcher) is the source of this 2156-nucleotide messenger RNA. RefSeq names its product protein tyrosine phosphatase, non-receptor type 11 (gene PTPN11). The record is from RefSeq and is a predicted model, not a curated record. NCBI's taxonomy places the organism in Eukaryota, Metazoa, Chordata, Aves, Passeriformes, Muscicapidae. The transcript is spliced from 16 exons. Gene Ontology annotation, molecular function: protein tyrosine phosphatase activity. The coding region runs from base 1 to 1773 and encodes 590 amino acids. Gene Ontology annotation, biological process: protein dephosphorylation.
AUGAGAUGGUUUCAUCCAAAUAUCACUGGGGUGGAGGCAGAAAACCUGCUGUUAACAAGAGGAGUCGAUGGCAGCUUCCUGGCACGGCCCAGCAAAAGUAACCCAGGAGACUUCACACUCUCUGUGAGACGGACUGGAGCUGUCACCCACAUCAAGAUCCAGAACACAGGUGACUACUAUGACCUCUAUGGGGGAGAGAAGUUUGCCACGCUGGCUGAGCUGGUCCAGUAUUACAUGGAACACCAUGGGCAGCUCAAGGAAAAAAAUGGAGAUGUCAUAGAGCUGAAAUAUCCCCUCAACUGCGCUGAUCCCACGUCUGAAAGGUGGUUUCAUGGGCAUCUCUCUGGGAGAGAAGCUGAGAAACUCUUGACAGAGAAAGGGAAACAUGGGAGUUUCCUGGUGAGGGAGAGCCAGAGCCACCCUGGGGACUUUGUCCUUUCUGUGAGGACAGGGGAUGACAAAGGAGAGAGCAACGAUGGCAAAUCCAAAGUGACACACGUCAUGAUCCACUGCCAGGAUCUCAAAUAUGAUGUUGGUGGAGGGGAAAAGUUUGACUCUCUGACAGAUCUGGUGGAGCAUUACAAGAAAAACCCCAUGGUGGAGACUUUGGGCACUGUGUUGCAGCUCAAACAGCCCCUGAACACCACCAGGAUCAACGCUGCCGAGAUCGAGAGCCGAGUGAGGGAGCUCAGCAAACUGGCAGAGACCACAGAUAAAGUCAAGCAGGGCUUCUGGGAAGAGUUUGAGACCUUGCAGCAGCAGGAAUGCAAACUCCUCUACAGCCGUAAGGAGGGGCAGCGCCAGGAAAACAAGAACAAAAAUAGAUAUAAAAACAUUUUACCCUUUGAUCACACCAGAGUUGUUCUCCACGAUGGUGAUCCCAAUGAACCUGUUUCAGACUAUAUCAAUGCUAACAUUAUUAUGCCUGAGUUUGAAACCAAGUGCAACAACUCAAAGCCAAAAAAAAGUUACAUUGCUACCCAAGGCUGCCUGCAGAACACAGUGAAUGAUUUCUGGAGGAUGGUGUUCCAGGAGAAUUCCCGAGUUAUUGUCAUGACCACGAAAGAAGUGGAAAGAGGAAAGAGUAAGUGUGUGAAGUACUGGCCAGAUGAAUAUUCCCUGAAGGAAUACGGAGUGAUGCGUGUGCGGAACGUGAAGGAGAGCGCAGCACACGAUUACACCCUGAGAGAGCUGAAACUUUCCAAAGUUGGCCAGGGGAACACGGAGAGGACGGUGUGGCAGUACCACUUCCGCACCUGGCCCGACCACGGCGUGCCCAGCGACCCCGGCGGCGUCCUGGAUUUCCUGGAGGAGGUGCACCACAAGCAGGAGAGCAUUCCUGAUGCAGGACCUGUCGUGGUCCACUGCAGUGCUGGGAUUGGGCGAACAGGAACUUUCAUUGUCAUUGACAUCCUCAUUGACAUCAUCAGAGAGAAAGGGGUGGAUUGUGACAUUGAUGUCCCCAAGACCAUCCAGAUGGUGAGGUCCCAGCGCUCAGGGAUGGUGCAGACAGAGGCUCAGUACAGGUUCAUUUACAUGGCAGUGCAGCACUACAUCGAGACCCUCCAGCGCAGGAUCGAGGAGGAGCAGAAGAGCAAGAGGAAAGGUCACGAGUACACAAACAUUAAAUAUUCGUUAUCGGACCAGACGAGUGGGGAUCAGAGCCCUCUGCCCCCCUGCACCCCAACCCCAACGUGUCCAGAAAUGAGAGAAGAUAGUGCUAGAGUAUAUGAAAAUGUGGGGCUGAUGCAACAGCAGAAGAGUUUCAGAUGAGAAGAUGUUCAGAGCCUUCCAGGCCAAGGCAGACAUGAAAAUGGUUUUUAAAAAGGUCAAGAAAGAGAUGGAAGAAGCUUCAUGUGAGCAGUGAACUCUGAGGGCUUGGUACCUUUUUAUUUACGGUUUUAAUCCUUCAGUAGGCAAAACUUCAGAGCAUCUAAAGAUUGUUUUUAUCUCUUCUCUCCAAUUUCCAAUUGCUCAUUUUCCAAAUAAAAGGAAAUCCUUUCUACAAGGUAGACAAUUACUUUGUAGAGUCAGUUUUGAAUCCUGCGAACUGUUGGACUGUCAUCCAUUUGUUUUUUUUAAAUAGUAUUUUGGUUUCACAGUAUGGCUGUUAGUGGGGUUUGUUUUUUUUUUUUUUUCCUUAUUUGAGCAGUUGU